AGCAGCGGCGCGCGCCGGCCGCUUCCAAACGUUUAUAUUAUUUUAACAUUACGUGUUUCAUUUCGCGUAGACUUUUGGACGGCGGUAGUUGAGGCGCGGGAUGUGCAAAUUGUGAUUUCGGACUACAAUUUUAAAAAAAAGUUUAAUUCAAAAAUGGAACACCGUGAACAUUUGGAAAUAAAAUUCGACAGGCAAAAAUAUUUUUCGAUAUACAACCGCAACUAAACGCAGUUCAAACUAGGUUUUCGUUUUCUUACACAAGUUUUAUGUUGAACAUUAUGUUUAUUUUGAAACUGUAACACAACAAACUGUAUAACCGACGGAGGACAUAGGUAUAGAACAGAAGAGAAGAUGGCGCUCGCUUCUUCUGUCAGCUUGUACUACUCGAUAGUUCAACGAGCAGCGAGGCACUACUUAGAAGACUACUGUCACACAGAUACGACAGCCCCGUACGUCCUCUACAAGGAUGGAGUGGAGCGCGCCCCACCGGGCACGCAGUGGGGCGGAGGCGUGCUGGACGGUGGCUACCAGCCCAUGCAGCACCAGAGCCCUGGGGGGCCUUCGCCGCAACCCGAGCCUCAGCUCGCCUCGCCGGCUCCCUCGCCGUACCCGCCUGCGCCGCCCCCGCCCGACCCGACGGGCGCAGCCGAAGAUGCUGCGCAGCAAUUAGCGCAGCAACAGGCUCAACAGCAAGUGCAGCAGCAACAGCAACAGCAACAGCAGCAACAGACCUCCCCCGAACAUAUGCAAGUGGAACAACAGCUACAGUCGCAACCUCAGCCGCAACCCCCAACGCAGGACCACCUCGACCGCACGCCAUGCUUCGUGCCCCAGCCUGAUUUGCAACAGCAGUACACGCCUUAUUUCAAAGAGACAAGGCCAACGAGUCACAUGCUCGGCACCGGCGGCUUCCCGCUCCACUAUCUAAAACAGAAUGGAGGAGUUCUGUCGCUGGAGAGCCCGCUCGAUCAAUACGGCGCUCCAGAUUUACGCCACCUGCCCGACAUCGUUCAGCCUGAACCGCCCAAACCGCGCAAGCACAACCCGAACUCGGAGCUGCGGCUGUUCAAGUGCCUAACGUGCGGCAAGGACUUCAAGCAGAAGUCGACUCUGCUGCAGCACGAGCGCAUCCACACGGACUCGCGGCCGUACGGGUGCCCGGAGUGCGGCAAGCGGUUCCGGCAGCAGUCUCACCUGACGCAGCAUCUGCGCAUCCACGCGAACGAGAAGCCCUACGCGUGCGUGUACUGCCCGCGCUCGUUCCGGCAGCGCGCCAUCCUCAACCAGCAUCUGCGCAUCCAUUCCGGUGAGAAGCCAUAUACGUGCGGCGAGUGCGGCAAACAUUUCCGCCAGAAGGCCAUCCUGAACCAGCACGUCCGCACACACCAAGACGUGUCGCCGCACCUGAUAUUCAAGAACGGAACAACGCCGACGCUGUGGCCCCAGGACGUGCCCUUCCCCCCCGACGAGAACAAAGAGGAGGUGCAGUCCACGUUCGGCGACACUGACGGCCAAAACGGCGAGCAGCGAGGCUCGUGUUUCUCGCCUGGAGACACAGCGCAGUAUCCGGCCUACUUCAAGGACACCAAGGGUCUUAAUCACACCGUGUUUGGUUCGGGACUCUCGCUACAGUAUCUUAAGGGUGGUAAACUGCCAGACGUGCUCGGCGGACGGGCAAUGCCCCUCUACGUCCGCUGCCCAAUUUGCCAAAAAGAAUUCAAGCAGAAGUCAACGUUGCUCCAACACGGCUGCAUCCACAUCGAGUCGCGGCCGUAUCCGUGUCCAGAGUGCGGCAAGCGUUUCAGGCAACAGUCACAUUUGACGCAACACUUACGCAUCCAUACGAAUGAAAAACCUUAUGGAUGCGUGUACUGCCCGCGAUUCUUCCGACAACGGACAAUUCUGAACCAGCAUUUGCGCAUCCACACUGGCGAGAAGCCGUACAAGUGCACACAGUGUGGCAAGGACUUCAGGCAGAAGGCGAUACUUGACCAACACACGCGAACGCAUCAGGGCGACCGACCAUUCUGCUGCCCGAUGCCCAACUGCCGGCGGCGGUUUGCUACCGAGCCCGAGGUGAAGAAGCACAUCGACAACCACAUGAACCCGCACGCGGCCAAGCGGCGCGCGGACGCGUCGAAGACUCCGCGGCCGCUGCCGCCCGCGGCGGCGGUGGUGAAGCCGGAGCUGUACUUCCCGCAGUGCUACGCGCCGUCUUUCCAGCAGUUCCCGACGGGCGGCGCGGCGGAGUUCAAGCCGGCCGUGGGCCCUGGCGCGCCGGUGGCGUGCCUGCCGGCGCAGUGACCCGCGCCCCCGCCGCGAUGGCACGCGGCGCCCUCGCACGCGCACCACCACGACCUGUACGCCGCCGACCGCCUCUACAACUGAGCGGCUCGGCGCGCGCCCUCGUGUCCCGGGCCCGUUUUAGACUCGCACGAGAGCCGCACCCAAAAUAGUGGUCCGCCCGCGUCGCACCCGGUAUACGACUCGCACCCGCGAGCUUGCAUCUCAUAUGUAAUAAUAUUAAUCGGAUCGCUGUAAAACGAGCUUCGAUCUGUAAAUACCGACCGUUGAUAGUCCGUCGAGAGAUCUGUCGCGUUGUACAGUUUCAGAGUUCACGUUACCCUCGGAACCGAGUACAGUUAGCGCUUUUUGCCCCGUAAUCGUUAAGUUACCACGUAAGAGUUAGUUUUCUCGGUGAUUCUUGAUCGAAAUUUUGAUUAAAAUCUAAGCGGAUCGAACCAGAGAUUAGAAUUUAAAAACACUUCGUCGACAUCUAAAAACAUAAGAAUUGAUCUUUGUACCAGGUAACAAAUACAAAUAUUUCGCGAUGAAUGUAAGCGGCGCGUUCGCUGUGCCUACUUCGUAAUAAAUAUACAUAUUUAGUAGGUGUGUUAAGUUAAUUUUAUUUACGAGUAAUAAGGGAUGAAAUCUGGCAAGUGUAGGGUGAAGUAAAUUGAUUCAUGAUGCUCAAAAUGUGUGUUGUAAUAUAAUCGUUAAUGGGAAUUAACGCGUAGCUUUAGGCCAGAGUUCGGGAUCGCAUCCUCUGAGAGUACUGCGGGAAUCGGUGAAAGCGGAAUCUUGAAUGCAAACCAAAAACGUAGGUUACCUUUUGCCAUCAACAAUUUUCUUUGUAAGUACUUACGAGAGUUUUUGUUACGUAAAGCAUUUACUGAAGAGAUUACUCAACAGUAACACUGUAGGUGCCAAAAUAGCGUAGUGAUUUAUUGAAUUACUUCUACCAGCUUCUAUUGUAGUUAGGUUGUUACCAGUUUAUUCACCAUUGUGACAAUUUGAGAUGCAUUUAACGGAAAGGGUCAGACUGAGAUAGGACUGUGAUAGCUAGCUAGGUUAGGUGUCUAUUUCGCUCACUUAGCGUUAAAAACUUCGUGUUGUUGUGACGAAACUUAUCGAUUAUAACCGUUUUGGAUUCGUGUGGAUGAUUUUGUAAUUUAAAAAAAAAUAUUUUUAUCUAAAUUUUUACUUUGUUUGUAUGUGAAAGUGCUGCAAUAGACGUUUUUGUUUUUAUUAACACUUCGCGUGAUUGCUCUGCCAAGGGGAAGUAACAGCGCCAUCUAGAUACUCAGUUUCAAAAACUUAAAGGAAAAUUGACAGUAGAGCAGUUCAAAUUAAUUCUCAGGCUAUCUGCGGAGACACCAAGUUGUUAAUGUUAGGGGUUAUAAAUGUCAUGCGAAGGAGUUAAAUAUUUUGCAAUAGCCCAGAAGCCGUCGAGCGGCCGCCUUCAAGCCAUCGACUGAUUCGAUAACGUAUUGUGAUGAGUGAGAUUAGUAAAUUUUUUACCAUUUAGGUAAGGUGUGUGAUUUGGAAAAGUGCUUUGUCGUAGUUUGAUCCACGGAGGGAAGGUAUUAUGCCAGAAUAUUGUUUCUAAUUUUAGCUUAGGCUAUCGUAUCACGAAUUACCAAGCAAUUCGAUCAUUCAUCGCGAAAUAACUUAGACAUUAAGGAAAAUAAAUAUAUAUAUAAAUUUGUAACAUUGUCGGUGAAUUCUGGCGCCGGAGUGCGUCUUGUGUUUUCGCGCUAUGAAGUGAAUUAAGGCUCGGUUCACACAUACACACACAAUCUCGGAUUUCGCAAAAUAGUCAAUUAUUUCACACUCACUGAUAGGUAUACAGAUAAGAUUUAUGAAAUAGUACAAAUGUUCAAUUCUCCGUUCUGCAGUUAAAUAAGUUUUUCAUAGGCAAUAGUACAACGGAACCAGCUUAGAGUAAUUUUAUUUAGUCAAUCUAACCUAUCCUAACCUAAGGUAACAGUUGAAUGUUUAGGGUAGUUUGGUUUCUUCUUUGUUCCUAUGUCUUGCCAGUUUUAUACAUACAUAGGUAAAGUGUGUCCGUGUGUGAAUCCGUUUUAAUUGCAAGGAGUUUCGUGCGAUUCGUCGUGUUUUGCUGAAGCAGAGCUGGAUGUAUAAAAUAUGUCCAUAAGCGGCCGCCAUCUUGUGCUAACAAGAUUUUUAGAAUGAGCGCAAAGCCUCGCCAGAAUACAUCGGCAAAUCUUUUAACGUUUUAACAUCUCUGUUUGUUUAUCUAUAGACGACCUAUAUAGCUUAUUUUUACUAUUUUACGGUUUUGUUUUCCUACCGCGUAAUGAAAUGUUUAAUGAUAGUUGUAUUAGUGCAGAUUGUGGGAGUCACAUCACAUUAUGGAUACCAUAUGAUUUUAAUGCGAACGAUGCAAUAUUACGUUUAGUGAUUUAUUUUUAUGUUUUGUUUACGAAGAAUUAUCACAUUGGACCGUUAUGGAAAUUUAACGCUCGCUCGGCUGGACCGUUAGUGGUACUAAUGUGGGCCAGUGGCGCUCUAGCCGGGCGGCACCCGUCGAUAUUGUUUUACUGAUUCAUUUUCCUAUCAAACUUUUUGGAGGUUUACAAACGAAAAAAAACACCAUUCUCGAAGAAAAUUUUAAGCAGUUAUUCUUCUGUGACUAAGUGUUCCACAAUGUUUACGUGUGAUCCUCCGAGGAGCGAGCGCCGGCGCGCGCCCCGCCGCCGCAGUUUAUACAAUCGGUUUCAGUUUAUAUAUUUAGUAUUUACAUACCAUAACACAAGCAGCCUUACAAUAAUAGUUGAUAAGUAUUUUUAUACAGGACACAAGCGCGGGGCGGGCGCCGGCGAGACGCGCCCCAGUACAAAGUUUGAAUACAAUACAUACAAUGCAGUGCCAUAGCCGUGAAAUAACCUCAGAUUUAUAUUAGAUUUUUAUACCGAUACAAAUGGAUUUAAUUUUUAAAUAUAAACAAAGGUGAUUAAGUAUACAGAGAUUACAGAUGAUAUUUUAUACAUUUAUUACAAUCAAUAUUAUUAAAAAGAAUGAUAAAUGUGAAAUAGACUUAAAGUUUAGUGUCGUAAUGGAAACGUGCUAAGUACCUAAGUGUAACGACAGGUUAUAAGUGUGGGCACGCAUGCGCGUGCCAAAUUGAAUAUAUUAUUAUCUAUACAAGUUUUCAUCAAUUUUGCACUACUUAGAAACAAUUUGGCACGUUCAUUUUAUUUCUUGAUUUUUUCCGGAAUAGUUACUCUUCCGCGUGGUUUAUGUAAAUACAUAUCAUUGGGGAAAAUUCUAAGGCAGUGUUGCAAAUUAAAUUAAAUCUUAUUCCGAUUCUAAUGGAGGCUCUGGCGAUGUAGUUCAGUUGUGCCCAACGAGUUUCCGAACAGAAUCCGAACAAGGUUUGCGUUCAAAGGAGUUUUCGAUAGAAUUCGUGUCCCAGGCUGUUCUUUUAGCUGUAUUGCUCACUGUUUUGUUAAGUUUUGCUCAAUUAAACAUGUAUGUAUUACCUACUUUAAAGUUAAUCAUAGUUUUACUUUUUUGUAUGUAAAAGGUUUUAUAACAAACUUUAGAGAGCACGGUUUUGCUUUUCUUAUGUAAUUUUAAGUGCCGGUACUGGAGCCGCAUUCAGACAGUAACAUUGGAUACAAUAUUAAUUGGGCAAUAGUAGAUGACGCUACAGGUAUUCUUGCCGUAUUUAGGUAUUAACGUGCCGUCCAAUUCGUCGAAAAUCCACGCAUUCGCCACACACGAUUAUGUUUCAGUGAAUUUAUUUCUAUAAGAUUAGGUUUGAAACAUGUUCCUAACCUGUAUUACGUAAUCUUUAUUUAUGUAUACUGUACUGUUCACAAUUGUCUGUUCGUACCCAUAGUGUAGGAUUUUCUCUGUAUUCUUUUUGCCAAUUCUUGUCUAUUAUAUAUUUCUUGCGUAUGGAAUAUAAUUCCAUAAAUAAUCUCUAGAUGUAUGCAUUGAUUGUCAACAUUCGAUGUUUUAUAAAUCUUGUAGUGACGACAGGAUUGCAUUUUAACAUUUUUUAACCAUAAACAAAAAUGUAUUUUUUUCUUCGUAAUGUAACCGAAUGAAACACUAUCGCGUAAUAUACUUGAUAAUGUGUAUUUUUAAGUUGUUAACGUUUUUAAAGGAGAGAAUAAGAUUGCAUUGCAAACUAUAAUUUACAUAAACAUAAUAUUAUCAGAUUAAUGUCAAUUGUAUGAAAUACAAUUUUUUGGGCAAUAUAUGUACAUCAAAAGCUAAGCUUGAUAAAAAAUAAUGAGAGCCAGCUUCAUAGUUGUCCGUACGGGGCGAGGAGGGAUGGGCAGAGACAUAAAAUACUGCAAAAAAACAUAAGGACAUCACAAGAUUUCGUAUCAUCUUGAUAUCGAAGCUAUCACCCACCCGUCGACCGUAUGCAUUUUAGUUAAGCGAAAACAACAUUUUGUACACAUAUUUCUUUUCGAAUGAUGCAUUUAUUUGUGAUCUCACGACGAAAAUGUUUGUACGUAAGAUAACUCAUUCAUUCGUUCGUCGAAUAUCGGCUUCGGGUCUGGUUUUGUUUAAAUAUUCUUGGAUUUAAAACGUUUGUUUCAACUAGUAUAGGUAUAGAUUUUCGAAUGUCCUUAGUACUUAAAUUAUGCCAAAUAUUGUGUAGUUCUCUCGUGAAUUUAAGGCCGUGAUGCCCGAAGCCGAAUUCCACAGAAAACAUCAUAAAGGUUCAUAUUGCCGUUUGUUCUUGAAAUGUUACUUCAAGUGAAGGAUGAUUUCAGUUUUUUAAAUCAACGGUUACAGUGCGGCUAACAGUCCACAAGACGAAUUGUCGGUAUCAUGUUCGUGUUUUUAGGUAAAUAUUUUGCGUUUUUGUAUAUUUGUUUUCUUAGUUACCGGGUAGGCGCAUAAGAGUAUGUACUUAGAGAUCGAAUCUUUGGAUAUCAAUUCAUAUAGCAGUUCUUUAAAAAUACUCAUAUCGGAAUUAAUAUGCAAAUAAUGAUUAAUAAUUCCGUAUUGAUAUCUAUAGAGAAACAGUUUUCAAUUGAUAUUUGAUUAAAAUUAAAAUAUUUAAAGUCUCCGACAAACAGGAUUAUUUUCAAAUACUUUUUAGCCGCACUGUAAAAUUUGUUUCUAAUUUAAAUAACGUAGUUAUGGGAGUGGUAUCCAUGCAUAAAGAGCUUAGACAUAAAUAAUUUAGUUUCAUAGAAAGUUGGCUACGAAUUAUUUCAGCGUCUUCCAUUUUUACCGUAGUGUUUAAUUAACGCGCAUCCUUUAGUUCGAGAACUCAACUAUAGAUGGCGAGACAGUGGAACUGUCAUGGCGGAUAUUUUUUUUAUUAAUCAUUUGCUUUUAUGGGAAUCGGACGUCUAAAGAGAAUUAGACCAGACAUUUCAUUUGCAAUAUAUCCAAUCCACUCCAUAUUUUUAUGGUUAAUUAUUAAUAGGUACCACAAUAUUACCAAUCGUUUGAGUUCACGAAAAUGUGUAUCUAUUAUAUUUUGACGGUUGAUAUUCUGCGUUAUGUGUUAUACUCUUAUUUUUACAUGUAUACGCAAUUAUAUAAUAAUAAAAAAAGAUCAUUAAAGUGUUUAUACUGCAGAUAGUGCAGUCCCAGUGCAAUACACUUGAUGUUUGGCAUAAAAUAUUGUAUAAUUUAUUUUUAAAGGACUUAUUUUAAAAUAGUUAGUCUUUAAAUGUAGGUAACAGAAUAAUUGGUAGCCAACAUAAAGAUGGCCUAUUAUUUUCUUCCCUUUGUAAUAUAGGUGUAUCCGUAAUAUUGUAAACACUGCCACACUCGCCAACCGCUGUCAAAAAUAACUGAUAACACGAAGUAAAUAAAUAAUAAUUAUUUUUUUUUAAUAACAAUAGAGACUUGUUAACAGUUCCACAGUAAAAUAAGUGUUGUUGAAUUUUUUAUAAAAGAUGACAUAUUAGAUUUAAAUGAUCUUGUAGUCUGGAUUGAGUUUUUAAACAGAUUUUAUUGUUCACAAGCGUUUCGUCGAACGGCAAAGCUACGUCGCCUGUCUACCUUAUUUUUGCUACACUUAUUUGCAUUCAAUACAAUAUAACAGUUUUUACUUAUACAACAAAAUACAAUAGAUUAUACAAAUUAUAUACAAUAUACAAUAGAUAUAUACAAAAUGGUGAUAUAUAGAGAUUUUUUUAACGGGGCAUGAUAGGCGGCGUAACUUGAUGGCACGAUUUGUUUCAUGAAUGGGUGCUGUUAUAUAUUUAAUUGUACAUAUUUAUUAUAAUAUACAACAAUAGACUGGUACAUUUACACUGUUGUUAGGUUUCUACAGAGUUAUUAUCUGGGCUUGUGGCGAAUUCGCAUCCAUCCCUCAACGUUUAUUUUCAAACAUUUUUUAUUGUUAUGGAUACGUCUAACUGUUAUGCGUACGUAAUGUUUUUAAAUAUUUUACGCAUUACCUCCAAAAAUCGAAUGCACAUAGCCCUUAAAUCACUAGAACCAUCCCAUUGCUAGGUAUUGGUUUUAUAUUGUGAGAAACAAUUUAAAACUUGCAUCUUCGUGAAAAUGUAACCUAUUGGAAAAUAAAUUUAACAUUCCUUUGAUAGUUGUUUAUUUAAUGGCUGUGUGCAUAAUUAGAUUCGUAGUUAACAGGGAAGCCAAGAUGUUUAAAACAUUAUGUGUCAAUAACUUUAGUCUUCCAUUUUCCAUAACUUUAGCUAAAUAGUGACAUCACUGACAGGUUUCCGUUCGACAUAGAUAAGUUAGAUGGCCUAAAGCGAAUUCGCUACAACCCCAUCCCGCAUGUUACAAUAGAGUAUAUUUUCUUACAUACAAACUUGCAGAGACACCGAAUCAACUAUAUUAAAUUCAUUUUAGACAAUGCCAGAAUACAAGAUCGAACUUUUUACACACAACAGUUGACAUAAAACAGAUUUCCGUUAUUUUCCAUACAAUUUAGUUUUUAAUUUUUUAUGAUGAAAAAAAGCAAAAAGCAGUUGGUUGCGAUAUGGUCACAAAGAUCCAG
Molecule: messenger RNA, 9256 nt
Organism: Manduca sexta (tobacco hornworm)
Lineage: Eukaryota; Metazoa; Arthropoda; Insecta; Lepidoptera; Sphingidae
Gene: jim
Product: zinc finger protein 774
Exons: 3
Coding region: 352-2304 (650 amino acids)
Biological process (GO): regulation of cytokine production; negative regulation of transcription by RNA polymerase II; regulation of immune system process
Source: RefSeq, a predicted model, not a curated record